AUGCCCGAAGACGAAACCUAUAUCGCGUUCAGGUACAUUCGCUCCACCCGGAACAUCAGCAGCAACGGGCAAAAUGAUGCGCUGCGUUCUGUUGGUAGCGACUACCUUUUCGAAGCACGGGAAGACGAGGCUAAAGCCACUCUCACGGAAGUAUUGGACAAAGUGGAGGUUGAACCUCUCAUUGCCCUCGACUUAGGACUCCAGGCCCUGCCAUGGACUGCCGUCGCUGAGGAUGAAGUAGUUUCGGAACUUGUAUCUCAGUACUUCGCCACGGAUCAUUUGUAUGUGUAUCGUCCAAUACCUCGAUCUAAGUUUCUGCGUGAAAUGAAGGUGGGAGACCCCGAUACGGCGACUUGUUGCUCCCCGUUACUGGCUAAUGCAAUAUGCGCUCAUCAAUGUACUCUUUCACCAAAGGCCCAUCUCGGUGCCGUGCCUCGCGGGGAUAUGACUGAGAGGUUCCUUGUCGAGUCAAACCGACUACUCCAGAACGAGUCCAGCAGAGGAGUCCUUGGCGUCCUGCCAAGCUGUCUGCUUGAUACAUGCCGCAGAGCUACGCGAGAUCAGCUCGAAGUCGUGUUGGACGUGGAAGCGGACUCAUUCAAAUCUGAAUCAGAAGCCGUUACGAAAACAGCCGGCGCAGGUCAAGGGCUUGAUGAAUGGCGAAUGUGCGCCGAGUCUUGA
Pochonia chlamydosporia 170 is the source of this 681-nucleotide messenger RNA. RefSeq lists its product as hypothetical. The transcript is spliced from 2 exons. The record is from RefSeq and is a predicted model, not a curated record. Lineage: Eukaryota; Fungi; Ascomycota; Sordariomycetes; Hypocreales; Clavicipitaceae. The coding region runs from base 1 to 681 and encodes 226 amino acids.